Messenger RNA from Protopterus annectens (West African lungfish), 2295 nucleotides. RefSeq names its product carcinoembryonic antigen-related cell adhesion molecule 2-like. NCBI's taxonomy places the organism in Eukaryota, Metazoa, Chordata, Ceratodontiformes, Protopteridae. The transcript is spliced from 10 exons. Bases 288 to 1562 code for a protein of 424 amino acids. The record is from RefSeq and is a predicted model, not a curated record.
CAAGAUUACAGGAAGUGUUUACUAAGUAAUUCACCUGAGGAGGCUAAUGAAAACUUCACACGGUAAUGCAUUCUUCUCCAGGUGACAAGCCUCCACACCCCUAAAUUUGUAUAUAGCAUCUCCUAGAUCGAUGUGUGAUGGUAAAAAGGGAAUAUUCUGAAAAAUGGCCAUCUCAGACUAAAUAUAUGCCAUGAAUUCAGCUUAGUAUCCCACUUAAGAGCUUUUGAAAGACUUCUGCUUCUGAGAGCUGUAGAAACAAUUCCACCAACCAUUUAUGCAAUACCAAGAUGACAGAUUAUUUUUACCUUUUAUUGGGCGUUGUCUCUCUGUUUCAGGUGCUCCUUGCCCAGACUCAGAUUGAUGUACCCAGGAACACUGUUUAUGCAGCAGAAGGAGGAAAUGUAACACUCUCAGUUCGUAAUCUAACAGCCAUGUAUAUGAUGUCAUGGACAUCUCCAAAGAGUGAACAGAUUAUAACUUUCAUUGAUGGCAAAGUGUUGACAAAGCCUCAGACAAACUAUUCAGGUAGAAUUACACUAAUUCCUGAUAAUGGCUCACUGAUUAUCACAUCAGUUUUAAAGAGUGAUGGAGGAAAUUAUACCAUCAGCAUGGAGCCUGUUACUCCUGGUGGACCAAUAAAUCAAAUGAUAAUUCGUCUGAUAGUCUUUGAAUUAAAUGUUACAGUCAUACCAGCUAAAAUAGUUGAAGGCAACACUGCUAACAUUUCUUGUAUAGUCAGAGAAAAUACAGCAUUAGAGAAGAUCUGGAAAAAAGAUGGCAUUAUUCUUGCUUCAAAUUCCCACAUCAGAAUCAUUGAAGCCUCUGUGAUUAUUACAUCUGCUUCCAGGGAUGACAUGGGAAACUAUUCCUGCACGGUACAGAACCAAGAUGGACAAGGAAUAAGCCAAGCAGCCGUGAAUGUGUAUUAUGGACCAGACAGUCCAGUCAUCUUAAAGAGUCAGACCAAAGACUGCGUGUCAGGAGAUGUCCUGUCUAGUACAGCAGUAUAUAUGAGCUGUACAUCUGCAUCAAAUCCACCUUCUAGCAUUUACUGGUUGUUAAAUCAAAAGUACUUUACAUCUAAUCACUCAAUCAGCAUAUCAUCAGCUUCAUCAAAUAACACUGGGACCUAUACUUGUGUUGCCAACAACUCAGUCACAAACCAGAAUUCUACUACUGCAGCCAAUCUGAAUGUAGUCGACUACUGCCUUAGUGGAGGUGCUGUGGCUGGAAUUGUGAUUGGAUGUGUCGCAUUUCUGCUUCUGCUCAUUUUACUAAUUACUCUUCUCGUAAAAUGGAGGCGUAGGAGAAAGCAGGGAAGUUCUUCAAAGUCAGCACUGAGCCAGUAUCCAAGGGCCACACUUCAAGAACCAAGAAGUAAUUCUAGAGAACAGCCUUCAGUGUCUCCUAAUUCUGCAACGGUACCUUGGUAUACAACAUCAAGCGGAGGUGGUAGGACAUUGACCAUACCAGAGACACCUGAAACUGCUACUGAUGAGUGGAAUCAGUCCUUAUACAAAGCAUUCACUGAUAAAGAUGGCAAAUUUUCUACAGCUGUUUGAAAUGUAACAAAUUAAUUUAUUUACAACACAAGUCAUUGUUUACUAUAUUUAAGGAUACAAAAUAACUUGUAAUUCCCUGUAAUUUUCCAAAACUGCUGUAAAUACACCAAGAUGAAUGUUACAAGUCAUAUAGAUUUAUUCAGGACUGUACAAACUACAAGUAUGGAAUGUUGAUGUCAUUGGCUUUAAAGAAGAUAUUGUGUGACAUAGAGAAAGUAUUACUUAACAAGUUAUUUGUCAUUAUCUGCCACUGGAAGCAGGCAGCCUGUGUCCGCAAGUUCUACAAGGUGAACAAAGAGUAAAUCAGUAAGUAAAUUAAGAACUUCCAAACCAAAGAGUGAAAAGGUCACACAGACAAGCCACUUAGUAGAAACUCCAAGAAAGUCCCAGUAAAGCUAAGGUCUUCGCUAUGUCAUACUUUGAACUUCCUGUAGUAGAGGUCCACAGAAUAUAUACUAAUGACCCCUUAAGAACAUACCUGUGUUUCAGCUGUAUGGUAUCUGAAUACCCGUGACAUUUUACUUUCACCUUUUAAGUUUUUACUGGCACAUUCAGGCCAAUAUAGCCCAAUCUGCUAGCUGCAGUAAUGCCAUGCUUUGCCUUUUUUUUUCUGAAGUUGUCAGUAUUGUAUAACUGGAUUGUUUGCCCAUAUUUAGAAACACAGUGCUUAAAAAACAAGCCUGAUACUGCUUUAAUCCUGUAAUCUGUGUGUAACAAGUUAGUAACUUAAGAA